This is a messenger RNA of Malaya genurostris, 1173 nucleotides long. RefSeq names its product elongation of very long chain fatty acids protein AAEL008004-like. The transcript has 4 exons. Gene Ontology annotation, cellular component: endoplasmic reticulum membrane. Gene Ontology annotation, biological process: very long-chain fatty acid biosynthetic process; fatty acid elongation, monounsaturated fatty acid; fatty acid elongation, saturated fatty acid. The record is from RefSeq and is a predicted model, not a curated record. Lineage: Eukaryota; Metazoa; Arthropoda; Insecta; Diptera; Culicidae. Gene Ontology annotation, molecular function: fatty acid elongase activity. Bases 293 to 1084 code for a protein of 263 amino acids.
UGACAUCUGAUAUGCGCUAAAAAAUACACAUUUCACUUUUCACCAUCGAUGUGUGUAUCGACUAUCAUUACGCUCAGUAUGAGUAUCGUUUGUGAUUUCAAAUUCAAGGGUCAACCGGUAUUGACCUACCUUUAGGGUAUGCAAUUAGCACAAUGAAUUGAAUAUCAAUAUUUAAUGUUUCAAAAAUGUGUGCACACUAUUGUACUGUUGUAGUGCGGUAAUACAGUUUGUUAUCAACGGUGGUGCUCUAGUCUAGAAGAAUAAGAUUGUUUAUCACUUGUGAGACCUAAAAAUGGCUCUUGUAUUGAAGUCUCUAUACGAGUAUUAUAAUUUUUACUAUCACGAUGCGCAAGAUCCUCGAACAACUGGCCUGCUCCUGUUGAAUCCUCCCUGGAUGCCAGUCGUACUGAUUGCUAGUUAUUUGUACUUUGUUCGAAACCUCGGACCUAGAAUAAUGGCUAAUCGGAAGGCUUUCGAUCUCCGGUGGACAAUGUUACUGUACAACAUUCUACAAGUAAUUUUCAACAUUUACCUAGCUUGCAUCGGUACAAAAUUUAUGAUCGAAAAACGCGUAUCUUUGUUUUGCGAACCGGUUGAUCGUUCAUACAGUGUUACGGCAAUGAAGGAAGUGCAUUUUUUGCAUUUGUAUUAUCUGCUCAAAGUAUUCGAUUUGGUCGAUACGAUAUUCUUCGUACUUCGGAAAAGACAAAACCGCGUUUCGUUUCUUCAUGUUUACCAUCAUACGGGAAUGAUAUUGGGUCCGUUUUUCUACGUCCGAAUAUACGCCGGUGGACAUGGAGCUAUGCUUGCCCUGAUUAACACCUACGUCCACGCAAUUAUGUACUUCUAUUUCUUUUUGACUGUUUACCAACCAGAAUUAUCAAAAAAUGUUCGUUGGAAAAAAUUCGUCACAAUUUCGCAAAUGGUGCAAUUUGCCGGGCUAGUGGUGUACUUUGGAUUACCGGCGGUCAUGAACUUUGAAUGUGGCAUAUCAAAGUUCUGGCAUUGGACUAUUAUGGUACAGAAUUUCUUCAUGCUAGUCAUGUUCAUCGACUUCUAUCGGAAAACGUAUGGGAGGAAAUAAGAAGGAUUAGUAAAUGAAAUAGCAACGAUUGAUCCAGUCAUGUUUAGCUUUUGAGAAAUAUACCUACAGCAGUUGAAAUUACGGAGUAA